This is a messenger RNA of Nycticebus coucang (slow loris), 3552 nucleotides long. It is a transcript of the gene PANK1, whose product is annotated as pantothenate kinase 1. The record is from RefSeq and is a predicted model, not a curated record. Gene Ontology annotation, biological process: coenzyme A biosynthetic process. Gene Ontology annotation, cellular component: cytosol; nucleus. The coding region runs from base 1057 to 2133 and encodes 358 amino acids. NCBI's taxonomy places the organism in Eukaryota, Metazoa, Chordata, Mammalia, Primates, Lorisidae. Gene Ontology annotation, molecular function: ATP binding; pantothenate kinase activity. The transcript has 7 exons.
UGGAGCUUAAAUUAAAGCAAUGAAAAAACAUUAAAUUCCUUAUUAAACUUGGCAAGAGCGGAAGUGAAAUCAGGGACAUGUUAGUCUGAGUUCAUGGGGAUAAUGCCAUGAAGAAAACAGUAGUAUACUAAUGGAUUAAAUGUUUUUCUGAGAGAGAGAACGUAUCAUUGAUGAUGAGAGGUCAGAAGGGUAGACAGUAAGAAGCAGAACUGAUGAAAACAAUGAAAAAAUGUGUUGAAUUGUUUGUCAAAAUCAUCAGCUGACUAUGAGAAGCAUAGCAGACCAAGUGAACACCAAUAGAGAAAUAGUUAAAAUCUUAACUGAAAAUCCUGGCGUGAGAAAGAUAUGUGCAAAAAUGGUCCCAAAGGAGCUCACUGACACACAAAAGCAAAGGAGAGUCAAGUUUGGCAAGACUUUGGAAGAGAUAAGACAGAGUUUUGGUUCAUAUUAUCAUUGGUGAUGAAACCUGGGUGUACAAAUACAACCCUCGGACAAAGCAUCAGAGUGCACAAUAGCCACAACCAAAAAGCUCCAUCAGCCCAAAUCAAGAGCCAAAACAAUGUUGCUAAUCUUUUUUGAUUUUGGAGGAAUUAUUCAUUAUGAAUUUAUACCAACUGGACAAAUAGGUAACCAAGUUUACUAUUUGGAAGUGCUGAAAAGACUGUGUGAAAAAGUUAGAUGAAAAUGACCUAAACUUUUUGCCAACAACUUACGGCUUUUGCAUCACAACAAUGCACCAGUUCUUAUGGCACUGUCAGUGAAGAAGGUUUUAACCAGUAAACAAAGAACUGGAUUGGAACUCCCUACUCACCUGCUGUGGUCUCCAAUGACUUUUUUCUUUACCCGAAGAUAAGGGAAAUAUUGAAAGGAAGACACUUUGAUGACAUUCAAAGCAUCAAGGAUAAUAUGAUGACAGCUGUGAUGGCCAUCUCAGAAAAAGAGUUCCAAACUUGCUUUGAAGGGUGGACGAGGUGCUGGUUUUGGUGCAUAGCUUCCCAGGGGGAGUACUUUGAAGGUGAUAGUGAUUCUCAGCAAUGAGCUUUCCCGUGGUUCGGCAUGGACAUUGGUGGAACACUGGUUAAGUUGGUCUACUUUGAACCAAAGGAUAUUACAGCCGAAGAGGAACAAGAAGAGGUAGAGAACCUGAAGAGCAUCCGGAAGUAUCUGACUUCUAACACUGCUUAUGGGAAAACCGGGAUCCGGGACGUCCACCUGGAACUGAAAAACCUGACCAUGUGUGGGCGCAAAGGGAACCUCCACUUCAUUCGCUUCCCCAGCUGUGCCAUGCACAGGUUCAUUCAGAUGGGCAGCGAAAAGAACUUUUCCAGCCUUCACACCACCCUCUGUGCCACGGGAGGUGGGGCUUUCAAGUUCGAAGAGGACUUCAGAAUGAUUGCUGAUCUGCAGCUCCAUAAACUGGAUGAACUGGACUGUCUGAUUCAGGGCCUGCUUUACGUCGACUCUGUUGGCUUCAACGGCAAGCCGGAAUGUUACUAUUUUGAAAAUCCCACAAAUCCUGAAUUGUGUCAAAAAAAGCCGUACUGCCUUGAUAAUCCAUACCCUAUGUUGCUGGUUAACAUGGGCUCAGGUGUCAGCAUUCUAGCAGUGUACUCCAAGGACAACUAUAAAAGAGUUACAGGGACCAGUCUUGGAGGUGGAACAUUCCUAGGUCUAUGUUGCUUGCUGACUGGUUGUGAGACCUUUGAAGAAGCUCUGGAAAUGGCAGCUAAAGGCGACAGCACCAAUGUUGAUAAGCUGGUGAAGGACAUUUACGGAGGAGACUAUGAACGAUUUGGCCUUCAAGGAUCUGCUGUAGCAUCAAGCUUUGGCAACAUGAUGAGUAAAGAAAAGCGAGAUUCCAUCAGCAAGGAAGACCUUGCCCGGGCCACAUUGGUCACCAUCACCAACAACAUUGGCUCCAUUGCUCGGAUGUGUGCAUUGAAUGAGAAUAUAGAUAGAGUUGUGUUUGUUGGGAAUUUUCUCAGAAUCAAUAUGGUCUCCAUGAAGCUCCUAGCAUAUGCCAUGGAUUUUUGGUCCAAAGGACAGCUAAAAGCUCUGUUUUUGGAACAUGAGGGUUAUUUUGGAGCUGUUGGGGCACUGUUGGAACUGUUCAAAAUGACUGAUGACCAAUAGAGAUGAGCAGUCGUGGGAACAGCCUCCCGAGGGGACAGAGAACUGAAAACUGCUGCUGAGAAGAUGAAAGGCCCUGUGGGAUGGAAGCCAAGCCACUGUGGCAGAAGCACCUGCUGGAAUUGUAAAUAACUUAAAAUCCUUCUAGCUGAUCUUUUACUUAGGUUUUGAGCUAAUGAUUCAAAAUGGGGAAUAUAAGAAUUUUUUCUGUAUACUGUAUUUUUAAAAAAAAAAUUUGUGCAGCGUGGCCAAAUCUACCAAUUUUAUGCAUUAACUUUGAAAAGUUGUAUAAUGUUUAAGAAGGACCUGAUAUAUAAGCGCUGUUCACUUUUCUUCUGGGGUUUACUGAUCAGUGUGGUAAUUUUAACUUCAUUUAGUAAUUACUCUAGGAGAUUUUACCUUUACUUAUAUUUUUCAUGACGUUUCAUGAUUUGCUAUUGGUUUCAAAUGAAACUACAAAUCGGGCUUGUUUUACUGUGAACACUUUUGUUUGUUUGUUUGUUUGUUUACCCUUCUUUGUCUUGUUUUCCUGUUUGGAUGUCUUAAGAAAAAAGAAAAUCCUUCCCCCUGUUUCUGUCCUCUAAUGGUCUGCCUCCCCAUCCCAUAACAUUUCUGUGAUGUAAUUGUUUAUAUCAGUCAAGGUGCUGACUGGCCCAAUACAAAGUUAAGCACAAGAUCUGAAGUGCUGGAAAAUGCCUAUGAAGGGAAGACUUUGAAAGUGUUAAUGGAUUUAAUGAGUCUGGCAAAAGUUGUAAAUUAUAUGCAAUUUUGUCUUAUCCCUUAUAAAUAGAGUGAUUCUUUGGGCUUAUUUUAUGCUAGGUUAUGUUAAAUUAAAAUAGUCUAUAAUAAAGUAUCCUCAUUCAUGCCCAGCAUAUCAAUGGCAGCAAAUCCUUGUGCAAGAAGUUUGAAACUAACUGGGAAAAGUCUCCCAGUAGAUGCGUUAUUCGUAUCAGGAGAUUUAGGGUAAGUCAUGGCUUGAGGUGUCAGGUAAUAAUUAAUAUCUAUUUGUUUUGUAUAUAUAUAUGUACCUAGAAACUUUAUAACAAGACAUCUUAAAUAAUGUUUAAGUUUUUCAUUUUUAAUAUUUUAAACUGAAAACUGUACUUCAAUCCCAGUUUCUAAAAUUUAAAAAAUAAUUUAUGAUACUAAUCUAUAUAUUUUCUCCUUUUGAAAGACUCUAUUAAAACUGUUGGUUAACUUUCAAAUGAAGGUCAUGUACCAAUAUUAGAACGCAUGAGGUCUAAUGAUCUUGUGUUUGUUGAAAGGGAUUUUUGAAGGACAGUAUAAUUACUCCACGAUGGAUCUUUCCUUCUCUGCCUUCUGAGCACCAUCUUUAAUAUCUAUAUCUUCAAGUCUUGAAGAAGUUGAUGCUAAUUGAAGAAUUCACUUGUCUGGUUCAAAUAAAGCCUGUUUCUGUUGUGA